Molecule: messenger RNA, 3813 nt
Organism: Didymella exigua CBS 183.55
Lineage: Eukaryota; Fungi; Ascomycota; Dothideomycetes; Pleosporales; Didymellaceae
Product: TPR-like protein
Exons: 1
Coding region: 1-3813 (1270 amino acids)
Biological process (GO): transcription by RNA polymerase III
Cellular component (GO): transcription factor TFIIIC complex
Molecular function (GO): protein binding
Source: RefSeq, a predicted model, not a curated record
AUGGUGGGUGGCUACCUCAACCAGCUAUGGGAUGACGAAGAGCCGCCAGACACGCCGCGAUAUCUGCCUUUUGAGGGAACCUUCCCAGACAAUAUACCCAACUCGUCAGGACCAGAGUUGCACCAACAUAGACCACAGUUCCCCGUCCAGCUCCCUCACCCCCAGCUCCCUCACGCCCAGCAAUACGCGCACCCUGAACAGCUUUUCCAGCAGGCGGCCCCACUUAUCCCGCUCAGCGCCGUCGAGGACCUGCACGAGCCAUACACCAGCUCGACAUUCCAGGACCCCUUCAACAGAGCCUUCAUCACCAAUCAGCCCGUCGUCCACGAAGGCUACAUCCCCGCCCCCGGCACUCGAGACGAGGAUCUGUACCCCAGCUUGCCGGAUGGGUACCGCGACUCGCUGUUCCAGGACUCCGAUGACAGCUCUGACGAGAGCGACUUUGAGCGCCGGCUUGCCGAGGCCGAGGAGCUGCGCGAGAUUGAAGACAAGGACGACUCGGAAGCGGACGCGAAUUACUCCGAAGAAGACGCUGAGCAAGACGAGGGCGAUCCGAAUGAGAUGGAGAUCGACGAGGCGUAUGUUGAAGAGCGCGCCAAACCGAAGCGUGGCCGAGGGAGCGCGCGGGGGAUGAGGGGCGGACGGAGAGGCAGGCCGCCCGGGCGGGCCAAGGGCGGCUUUCACGGCCCCACGAGGAAGCAAUUGCGUGGCAAGAAGAACCCGGGGCGCCCCAGUGGGAAGCGAGGGCCUCGUCCGAUUGCUGACCCAGGGCCCGAGUUCAAGAGUCUCCAGCGCGCUGCCAACGAGAGAUUUAUCGCUCGAGACUAUCCUGCCGCGCUGGAGUACGGACAGAAGGCCGUGCAGCUGAACCCCGAGAUCUUCGAUGCGCACAACAUCGUCGCCGAGUCGUAUGCCGCCAUGGGCGAGGAGCUCAAGUCGAUCGAGUCCCUGAUCAUCGGUGCGCCCACGAAGCGCGAUCCCGAGCUGUGGCAUCUGAUCAUCGAGCGCAUCAAGCGGCUCGACACGACGGACCACCCCACCUACACGGAACAGGUCAAGACCGCCGUCGUCUUGCAAUGUCUCAAGUCCAUCAUCGCGCUCGACGUCACCAACUACGAGGCGCGCAGUCUGAAGCUCGAGAUUGAAGCCCGCCUGGGCCAUGUGUCAAAGUGCGUGAAUCUCGGCACCAAGAUGCUGAAGACGCUGCGAGACCAGAAGCAGGAUCCCGACACCGAGGUCCUGAAGAUUAUGGCCAUGAUGGGCACUUCUACGCCGAAGCAGACGAAGCGCCACCUGCCCAAGAUUAUAGAGGAGUUCGAUCAGGCUAUUGACAUUUACACGGGCCCGGCGAGAGAUCCAAAGGACAGCGACCUUGAUUGGGAAUUGAUCAACAUCUACCUUGAUCUUCUGGACAGGAGCGGCAGGUAUGAGUACGCGCUAAAGCGUCUGAAGGAUCUGUCAAGAUGGAAGCAGGGCAGGCGGAACGAGACGUAUUGGGACGAGCAGAAAGAUGAUUGUGAGUUUGAUAUCGAAGACACACCGAGGCGUGUCGACGUCUUCGACUUCAAGCGCAAGUCAAAGUCGGCAAAGUACGGAGAAACGCUGCCACUGGAGAUCAGGGUCAAGAUGGGAUUGUUUCGAUUGCGCAAGAGCCCUGACGACUAUGCGGAAGCCAUGCACCAUCUCGACAUGCUCGAGCCGGACGACAAGAGUCCAGACGCUCUCAUGUGGGACUACCUCGACCUUUUCCGAGUCAUCGCCGAUGCUCUGCAUUCCACCGGCCAUGACGCAGAGGCUUUACGCUUCUACGAGCCGCUGCUUCUGAGCAAUUCGAGCGAGAUGAGCCUGAUGAGCUACCUCGGGCUCUACACCGUCUAUACUAAUCUCCAGCAACCUGAGAAAGCCCGACAGAUCAUACCAAUCCUGAUUGGAUGGACAGCCGACACUGUUGACGACCUUGCCGUGCUGGCCAAAUUCUUCGAAGUGCAAGGCAUGCCCGACGAGGCCAUGGAACGCGCCGAUGCAUGCUACCGGAACCGCGGUCUUGUCAAGCUGCGCAGAAUCGGCUACUCGAGGCUGCGAGAGAUCAGAAGUCACUACGAAGACUGGCGCAGGAAGUCGCGCGGCAAUCACGGCAAGAAGAAGAACGCGCUGAAGAAGCAGCGGAAGCUGAUGAAGAAGGCGAUCGCAGCGCUGGACGACGACGCUGAAGAGGACGAAGACGCCGACAAAGCGAGGCCGUCUCUUGGACCGCUCAAAGAACGUCCUGCGAAGGGUCUGUUCCGCACAAGACGGAUUGCGCCUAAGCCUCCAAAGACGCAGACGUUUCUGCCUUUCGACGCGCAGCAGCAAGGUCCAUCAGCGAGCAAACCUCGCGUGCCUGAGCCCAGCACCCUCGAAGGCACGGAUGUGCCCAUGGACGCUAUCGACCACCGCCUGUUCCGCAAGAAGCUGCAGAAGCUCGCCGAAGACAACGCCGACGACGUCGCGGCAGCACGCGCCCAACACCGAGAGAUUGUGGCGAGCUUCCGGAAGCUGGACGACGUCUACGACUCAGCCGAGGCCGGCGACGAAGAGUCGAUACAGACCGUCUUCUCCAUCACACGCGAGCUGAUCGAGGAGUUCUCCUCCUUCGACCUCUUCUACGCCGACAGAAAGGAAGAGUUCAAAGGCUACUUCCGCCGCGUCGGCGGCGGCGAGAUCUGGAAAGAUUCCGCACUCAUGGUGCUCGCCGUGGCCGCCAACGCCAUCGAAGACGGCGCGCCAUCCACCGAGCUGCGCGAGCGCCCCGACACAGCACCGACAGACUUCUGGUCCAUCCCGUUCUCCUCGUGGUGCGACGCGUUUGCACGGUACGCCUUGCUUCUCGCAAAGAACGGGGACGAUGCUGCCUUCUCCACGCUCGACAUCGCACUCCAAUCCAACGUCUUCGCGCGCAGCCUACCCUUCCACCGCCGCCUCGAAACAACGCGCCUGGCAGCCGCCCUCGCCCUCGACGACAGUACCCAGGCCUCCGCAGCGAUCCGCUGGUUCCUGCGCGAAUUCCCCUUCGGCACGACGCUCUUCCGGCUCUACAGCGCUGUCAACCGCCUCGUCUCGUUCCCGGAGGGCUAUGCCACAGGCCCUGCACACAAAGUGCUCAUGCGGUACAUCAAAACGGCCGACUUUGCGCUCCUCACCCCAGACCAACGCACGUGGUACAAUUUCCGCUCCAACGAGCGCGUCGGCUGGGGCCAGAACGGCGUCAACUCGUCGUCCCUCGACGCCGUGCACGACCACGACCCCGCCCUCUUCGCGCUUUACGCCCAUGUCCUCGCCAGCGGCGGCAGCUACGCCGCAGCCCUCAACUACUACUUCCGCGCCUUCGCGCUCUCCCCCGCCGACCCCGUGCUCAACCUCGCCAUCGGCUCGUGCUACAUCCAGCACGCCAUGAAGCGCCUCAGCGAGAACAGACAGUUCCAGAUCCAGCAAGGCCUGGCUUUUGUCUACAGAUACUUCGAUCUGCGCGUACGCUCCGGCAAGGCGUGUUUCAAGCAAGAGGCCGAGUUCAAUGUCGGUCGCGUGUGGCACGCGCUGGGCCUUGGCGCCCUCGCUGUCCCGGCGUACGAGAGGUGCAUCCAGCUCAGUGGCGCGGUGCGGAGCGAGGCGCAGGCGCGCCGGAGUGAGGAUGAAGUAGAUGUAGAUGCGGCUGAGCAGUGGGGGUGUGAGGAUUUCACGACCGAGGCCGCAUACGCGCUGCAGAGCAUAUACGCCGUGAGCGGCAACUUGGCGGCCGCGCGGGAUGUCACGCGCGACGCGCUCGUGCUCGAGUAG